GGUCGAGGAACGCCCACAUGCUCCGUGAUUGACAAUAGGGCUGAAGAGCUAAAAUGGCGGCCGCCUCUGUAAGGGUCAUUGGGAGCAGCCUGGGUCGGAACCUGAAGGAAGUGCGGCUCCACCUUUGCCAGCGCUCGCCGGGCAGCCAAGGGGUCAGAGACUUCAUUGAGCAGCACUAUGUCAGUUUAAAGAAGACAAAUCCUGACUUCCCUCUCCUGAUCAGAGAAUGCUCAGAUGUGCAACCCAAACUGUGGGCUAGAUAUGCAUUUGGCAGAGAGAAGAGCAUGCCACUGAAUAACCUAAAUGUGGAUCAAGUUGCCAAAGCUCUGGAAAAUGUUGUGAAUAGUAAGGCAUAAAGAUAAUAUGUAACACCUGCAAUUGAAUCUAAAUAAAGAUGUAGAUAUGUAUAAUUUCUUUGUGUAUAAAAGAAUGUAACUUACAGUA
Sceloporus undulatus (fence lizard) is the source of this 444-nucleotide messenger RNA. RefSeq names its product NADH:ubiquinone oxidoreductase subunit A2 (gene NDUFA2). Lineage: Eukaryota; Metazoa; Chordata; Lepidosauria; Squamata; Phrynosomatidae. The transcript has 3 exons. The record is from RefSeq and is a predicted model, not a curated record. The coding region runs from base 54 to 356 and encodes 100 amino acids.